Molecule: messenger RNA, 1770 nt
Organism: Medicago truncatula (barrel medic)
Lineage: Eukaryota; Viridiplantae; Streptophyta; Magnoliopsida; Fabales; Fabaceae
Product: protein ENHANCED PSEUDOMONAS SUSCEPTIBILITY 1
Exons: 1
Coding region: 44-1399 (451 amino acids)
Source: RefSeq, a predicted model, not a curated record
CACAUUUCUUAUUCUAUUCAUUCCCCUUGAUUCACUCAACACCAUGACAGGGAUUCUAGUUAUCUCAACUACUACAAUCCAAGCAAAAAAACAUGUUGAUGACAACUCAACUCACACAAUUAUCGAUUUAGCACCAUGGGAUCUCAAAUAUCUUAAAAUGGCACCAAUCCAAAAAGGUCUUCUUUUCCAUAAACCCAAUACAAACCAAAUCGACCAUCUUAAACAAACACUUUCCUCCACUCUCAACUUCUUUCCACCACUCGCUGGUCGUCUUGUAAUAACACAACACGACGAACCUAACAACGCCUCAUGUUCCAUCAUUUGCAACAACGCUGGUGCAUUGUUUGUACACGCCAAAGCUGAACACACUGCCAUUGCCGACAUCCUUCAGCCAAAGUAUGUUCCUCCCAUUGUUUCCUCAUUAUUCUUACUCAACGAAAUUCAAAAUCACAAAGGCACAUCACAACCAUUACUUGCAGUACAAGUAACAGAGUUAAUCGAUGGUAUCUUCAUUGGUUUUGCAAUUAACCAUGUGGGUGUAGACGCCAAGUCAUUUUGGCAUUUCAUCAACUCUUGGGCUGAAAUCUCACAAGGUUUUAAUAAGCCAACAAAUAUCCCUUCUUUCAAACGUUGGUUUCCAAACAACAUUAACCGUCCCAUUAGGUUUCCUUUCACAAAGGAAGCACAAAAACAGCCUUUCACGAAUGAAGCACAAAAUCAACAAUGUGAAGUUUUGUCUCAUCGAAUCUUCCACUUUAGUAAGGAACAAAUUCUGCAACUCAAAUCAAAAGCUAAUGCAGAAAUCAGUAGUAGUAAUAGUAGUGAGAAAAUAAUAAUAUCUUCAUUGCAAGCGCUUUUAAGUCACGUUUGGCGUUUAAUUAUAAGUAAACAAAAUCUUAAACCAGAAGAAAGGUCUGCUUUCGUGUUACCCAUAGAUUGUAGGACAAGAAUGUGUCCAAAGUUAGAAGAUAAUUAUUUUGGAAGUGGAAUCGGAGCAACUGGAUAUGUAAUAAUGCAAGUAGGGGAAUUAAUGGAAAGUGGGAUUGGUAAAAUUGCUAUGGAAAUGAACAAGGUGAUAUCUAUACAAUCUCAUCAUGAGAAGGUAGUGAAUAACUAUGAGUCUUGGUUGAAAACCCCGUCUAUACCGGAGGCAGGUAGAUCAUCAAGUAAUUUGUUGAUAGCAAGCAGUUCACCACGGUUCAAUUAUUACGGCAAUGACUUUGGUUGGGGUAAGCCAAUUGCAGUUAGAAAUGGUGUUGGACUUAAAAGAAAUAUUGGUAGAGUUAUUGUGCUUGGUGGUGAAGAAGAAGGUAGUGUUGAUAUUCAAGUUUGUCUUCCUUAUGAUAUUUUGGAGGCUAUGGGAAAUGAUCAUCUGUCCAUGGAUCCUAUCACUGUCUAAUACCUGCAGAUCGGUUCUUAGUUUCAUCAAUAAGGCUAUUGGAAUACAAAAAUUUGACAACAAUACAACACAUAGGUAUUUUCACUACUGUAUUUAUACGAUGAACCGUACUUAUAAAGGAGGAUUUUUCUACCACAAAAAUGCACAAGGUUAACCACUUUUUUAACAUAAAUCUCAUUAAACAUUUUAAAAAAUUUAUUAACUGCAAAAAUGAAAGGCAUUAACUAUUUGUUUUAUAAAUAUAUGUACUUUUGUCAUUUUUAUAAAACUAUGUAAAAUAAAUGGUUAAUGUCUUGCAUUCUUGUGGAUAAUGACGUAGUUAAAGUGGUUAAUAAUUUAUGUUAAAAAAAAAGUAGUUAACAUGGUACAUU